GUAAAUUAACAUGGCCCAAAUGAACCGCCCAGCUCCUGUGGAAGUCACAUACAAGAACAUGAGAUUUCUUAUUACACAUAAUCCAACAAAUGCAACAUUAAACAAAUUUAUUGAGGAACUUAAGAAAUAUGGAGUUACCACGAUAGUAAGAGUAUGUGAAGCAGCUUAUGACACUACUCUUGUGGAGAAAGAAGGAAUCCAUGUUCUCGAUUGGCCUUUUGAUGAUGGUGCACCACCGUCCAACCAGAUUGUUGACGACUGGUUAAGUCUUGUAAAAAUUAAGUUUCGUGAAGAACCUGGUUGUUGUAUUGCUGUUCACUGUGUUGCAGGGCUUGGGAGAGUUCCAGUGCUUGUCGCCCUAGCAUUAAUUGAAGGUGGAAUGAAAUAUGAAGAUGCAGUACAGUUCAUAAGACAAAAGCUUUUAACAGCAAACAACUUUUGUAUUUGGAAAAAUAUCGUCCUAAGAUGCGGCUGCGCUUCAAAGACUCCAAUGGUCAUAGAAACAACUGUUGCAUUCAAUAAAACUGGGGUGCCUAAUGCUAUUGCUUUGGAAGAAGAACUUGAGACAGGAUCUAAUUUGUCAUACAUAUUAGCCAACAUGUUGGCUUGGUGAAUAAGUUUAGUGAAGCUUCCAAAGGGUAUUGAAAAUUAGUUUUACCAGGCCACGAGUUUGACAGAAUUGCAACCUCUAUCUUUGGGUUAUAACCAACUUAUUUGGACAUUUAGCAAAAGAUUGUUGCUGUUUAGUAUUUAAA
This is a messenger RNA of Lepus europaeus (European hare), 755 nucleotides long. Its product is annotated as protein tyrosine phosphatase type IVA 1-like. The record is from RefSeq and is a predicted model, not a curated record. The transcript has a single exon. Gene Ontology annotation, cellular component: nucleus. NCBI's taxonomy places the organism in Eukaryota, Metazoa, Chordata, Mammalia, Lagomorpha, Leporidae. Bases 11 to 613 code for a protein of 200 amino acids. Gene Ontology annotation, molecular function: phosphatase activity. Gene Ontology annotation, biological process: protein dephosphorylation.